AUGAUCAUUCCUAUCCGGUGCUUCUCAUGCGGCAAGGUCGUUGGGGACAAAUGGGAGACAUAUUUGACGUUAUUGCAAGACGAGACCUUGACUGAGGGUGAUGCUUUGGAUCAGCUCAAAUUGAAGAGAUACUGCUGCAGAAGAAUGGUGUUGACUCACGUCGAUUUAAUCGAAAAGUUUUUGAGAUACAAUCCUUUGGAAAAGAAGGAGAUCAGCUAG
This is a messenger RNA of Metschnikowia bicuspidata var. bicuspidata NRRL YB-4993, 219 nucleotides long. Its product is annotated as DNA-directed RNA polymerase core subunit. The transcript has a single exon. Gene Ontology annotation, molecular function: DNA binding; DNA-directed RNA polymerase activity; zinc ion binding. The record is from RefSeq and is a predicted model, not a curated record. The coding region runs from base 1 to 219 and encodes 72 amino acids. Lineage: Eukaryota; Fungi; Ascomycota; Pichiomycetes; Serinales; Metschnikowiaceae. Gene Ontology annotation, biological process: tRNA transcription by RNA polymerase III; transcription by RNA polymerase II; transcription by RNA polymerase I. Gene Ontology annotation, cellular component: RNA polymerase II, core complex; RNA polymerase I complex; RNA polymerase III complex.